AUGAGUGCACAAGUAGAGCGUGAAAUCGGUGAGUGCAUUGCCACUAAGGAUUGGCGAAAAGUAAUAGACAUUGGCCAGUCAUCACCAAUCGAAGAGCGGGUAAAAUAUCUUUGGGUCUGGCCGUUACAAUUGGAUCUCGAGAAGAUAAAGGAUUGCUUUAGUAGGUUCGGUAUUGGCAGCGUACUCAGUAUAGGCUGUGGAACAGGCCUACUAGAGUGGUUAAUCAAUAAUGCAACUGGAAUCCAUAUAUCAGGCGUUGAAUUAGACAAAAAGUGGUGGACAUCAAAGUAUGCUUCAAAAACUUACAUUCCUUUAGUGUUUGCGGAAGCUCAGGGCAAUGUGAUUCAAGGUCAACAACGCUGGCAUGCAAUGAUGUUUUGCUAUUUCAACGAUGGCUGCGCAUUCCGUGAAUAUGUAAAAAACUUCAACGGUUGCUACGUGAUAAUCAUUGGGCCUAAAGAAGGAAAAGGAAUUCAUACCGAUCCGCUACCUUUUCGAGUAAAUUUUCCUACCGGUCAAUGUUGGGAACGCUGCUGUGAAUUACAGAUUGGAAGUGAACAUUUGAAUCAUUUUGUGAUUUAUCGAAGGCAGUGAAAUAAACAUUCAAGAUAGUUUGUCA
Molecule: messenger RNA, 619 nt
Organism: Topomyia yanbarensis
Lineage: Eukaryota; Metazoa; Arthropoda; Insecta; Diptera; Culicidae
Exons: 1
Coding region: 1-594 (197 amino acids)
Source: RefSeq, a predicted model, not a curated record